CUUUACAGCAUGCGUGCCAGUGUGCCAGUCCCUACUCUAGGCUGAUACAGCCAUGUGAUGCAGUCAUUGUGAUGCAUACUGGGAUGCCAGAAGUGUCAGUUGGUCCAACUGCCUUUAUCUCAGAUCUGCCCAGGUCUUCAGACAGGUUGAGUGCGUUAUUUCCGUGCGAUUUUUUGGGUGAAUUUAGAGCGACACGCCUUUGGAUUGCGUUUGUAGGAGUCUACUCCUUACAAAAUUUAUUAAAUAACAUCGCCUCCAAACACUGUGGGUUCAUUUAAUUCUGAUUAAAUACCCAUAAGUGUUAUUUAGUGCAGGGAUUGACAAGGAGGACCAACAGUCAAUCCCAUCAAACUCUCCAGCAACAUCAUGGAGAGAAAAACUUCCUGCAGUAUUAUCAUCAUAAGCAGCAGUGAUUUGGAAGUAAAUAGACAGGUAGGUAUUAAAUAUAAGAACCGUGGCGAUGGCGAAGAGGAAAGGGAGAAAAAGAGGAUGAAUCUUUCCAGUAACAUCAGGAAGAGAAAAAGCAGCAGCAGUAGCAAAACUGACAACAGCAGUGACUGGGGAGUGAACAGUGAAGAAAAGUUUAAAAAGGAAAGUUUAAAAACUAGGAACAACAGUGAUAGUGAGGAGGAAAGGAAGAAAAAGAGGCAAAAACUCUCCAGUGACAUCAGCAGCAGCGCUGAAGAAGGAUGCAGCCAGAAGAGGCCCUGUGUUCAGGCCAGGAGGCCCCCCGCUUUGGACAUCACAAGCUACACAUUCCAUCGUGUACUAGGAAAGGGUACAUUUGGCCAAGUCGUGUUGGCCUCCACACCUACCAACAAUCACCAAGUGGCUAUUAAGGUCAUCCCGAAGAAGUCACGGAUGGUGAACAGAGAGAGCAUUCUACGGGAGGCACGAGUGCUAAGGGUUGCAGCUGGGCAUCCAUACCUGUGCCAUAUGCAUGCAGCCUUUCAAACACAGAACUACGCAUUCAUCGCUAUGGAGUUUGCCAGUAGAGGAAGCCUUAAGGAUUUACUCACGAAGAAACACCACCUGAAAACCAGACAAGUGAUCUUCUACUCUGCGGAGAUGGUGUGCGGCCUUCAGUAUCUUCACUCUCGUGGAAUUAUCCAUUCGUAAGUUAAAUCUCUUGAUUUGUUUU
This is a messenger RNA of Xenopus tropicalis (tropical clawed frog), 1141 nucleotides long. RefSeq names its product protein kinase C delta type-like. The transcript is spliced from 5 exons. Gene Ontology annotation, molecular function: nucleotide binding; ATP binding. Lineage: Eukaryota; Metazoa; Chordata; Amphibia; Anura; Pipidae. Bases 367 to 1119 code for a protein of 250 amino acids. The record is from RefSeq and is a predicted model, not a curated record.